AUGCAUUUCACUAACAUCAGUUCAUCAAAUUUUGCCAUCGCAAAGUACUUGAAAGACAUCGAUCAACACAUAAAAGUGAACAUUAGGUGGUAUUCAAACGAAACUUUCAGAAAACUAAUUAGUAAUAUCAACCCUCUUCUUAAUAACUCAGUGGAUGUAUUUCUGCAUAAAUCUGAGGAGCUGUAUAGAGAUUCAAUAAAAGGCAUAAAAUUAGGUUUUACAGGCUUUAAUUUACUCUGGCACCAUGUAAUGAAAAUCAGUGAAUUUUGGUUAGAACUGCCAACAUAUAUAUAUGAUGAUCACAACUCGAAUACACUAGAAGAUGACGAGAAAAAUGCUACGAAAUUAAAAAGUAUAGCAAAAUAUUCAAUGGCAGUGAAUGAAUAUUUCAAAUAUGCUUUCAAAAAUAUUAGCGGUUUAUUUGGGUGUUUUGAGGAAACCAAUAGUACUAAGGGCGUGUGUGGUGAAAACGGAAAAAGUAAAUUGUGGUGGGGUGUCGAUUUCAUCUACCAACGGCUGCAUAAAUACAUUCAAAUGAUCAAAACAGAACAAAUAGAAGAGUCAUGCAGGUUAUUGUUCAAUCCAAAUUUCAGGAAUUUAACAAGUUAUAUCAAUGGAAACCAGUAUUAUUUCAAAAUGCAUCUACCUCAGUUACUACAAAUAUUUGUACGCUACCUACAAAACUUUUGGCCUUAUUACUUACAGAGCUUUGAAGAACAGUCAAGAAUGAAGUGCCAGGCAAGUUAUGCCACAACUGAAACUGCUGAAUCUUCAUAA
Heterobilharzia americana is the source of this 777-nucleotide messenger RNA. Lineage: Eukaryota; Metazoa; Platyhelminthes; Trematoda; Strigeidida; Schistosomatidae. The record is from the annotation of a GenBank genome assembly.